AUGGUCAAGCUUUUAGCUUUAUUUAACAAGGAGGUGAAAGAAGUUGUUUUGGAAAAUGCUCCAAGAAAUGCAAAGUACACUUCAUCUGAUGUCCAAAAGGAAAUUCUAAGCAUAAUUGCUAGAAAAGUGCGAAAAUCAGUCAGAGAAGAAAUUGGCAGUAGCAAGUUUUGUAUCAUGGUUGAUGAAGCUCGAGAUGAAUCUAAAAAGGAACAAAUGGCAAUAGUUAUUCGUUUUGUCAACAAAGAAGGACUUAUAAAGGAGCGUUUUCUUGACCUCAUUCAUGUUAGCGACACUGCUGCAUUGACUCUUAAGAACGCAAUUUGUGCUGUCUUAUCUGAUAAUAGCUUGAGUAUACAAGACAUCAGAGGUCAAGGUUAUGACGGGGCAAGUAAUAUGAGAGGGGAGUGGAACGGAUUGAAGGCUUUAAUUCUAAAUGAGUGCCCGUAUGCAUAUUAUAUUCAUUGUAUGGCUCAUCAGCUCCAAUUGGCUCUCGUCGUAGCAUCAAGAGAAGUACAAGAGGUACAUAAUUUCUUUCAGCAUGUAAAUUUUAUCAUAAAUGUUGUGAGUGUAUCCCCUAAGAGGAACGAUGAGUUACUAGCUACACAAGCUGAAGAAAUAGCUCGUGAAAUUGAAUUAGGAGAGCUUGACACUGGAAGAGAGGCAAAUCAGAUGGGCUCUCUACAAAGGCCUGGGGACACUAGAUGGAGUUCCUAUUACAAGUCAAUUCAGAGCUUAAAGAAGAUGUUUGGUGCCACAAUUUCGGUCCUACGCAGCGUUGCAAAUGAUCGUUCAGUUUCAAAGUAUUCCCGUGGAGAUGCUGCAGGUGCCCUACGAAUCAUUGUCACAUUUGAUUUUGUAUUUAUUCUGCUCAUGAUGGAAAAGAUUAUGAAGAUCACCGAUGUGCUAUGUCAAAUACUCCAAAAGAAGUCAAUUGAUAUUUUAAAUGCAGUGGAUUCUGUUUCUAACACCAAAGUGUUACUUGGAGACUUGCGAAAUGACGGUUGGGAACCUCUUCUUGAGGAGGUCAAAUCUUUUUGUGAGAAGCAUGAGAUUGAUAUUCCAGAUCUGAAUAAGAAGUAUGUUCUUUUCUCUUAA
Messenger RNA from Phragmites australis (common reed), 1095 nucleotides. RefSeq lists its product as uncharacterized. The record is from RefSeq and is a predicted model, not a curated record. The transcript has a single exon. Bases 1 to 1095 code for a protein of 364 amino acids. Lineage: Eukaryota; Viridiplantae; Streptophyta; Magnoliopsida; Poales; Poaceae.